AGCACCGUGCACGCUUUAAUCCAUUAAUGGGGUUUUUAUCUGUGAUCAUAAAAAGCAGGUUACAUUCAGCCUGGAAGGGAGCGAGGCUUGGAGGAGAGGGGAGGGGAGAGAAAGACACAGGGAGAGAGGCAGAAAGCAAGGCAGAAAGAGAGCACAAUCCACUCGGUGCAUUGCUCGCAAGCUUGGGGCUGACAAUUAGGGAUCUCAGGAGAGCAGCUUCUCAGAAUAACGCGCUCUCCUCCGCAUGGACCGACGGCAGGCAGUGGUUCAGCCCUGCUGAUAUUUUUUAAGCCCUCCUCGCGGUUUGAUGGGCAUUCCCAGUGCCUUUGUGCACGUCUCGGGAAGCGUUGACGUGGAAAGGAGCAGCGAGGAGGGGGAGGCUGGAGGAGAAAGCUGCAGCUCCUCCAAAACCAGGGAGGGCAUGCACGGGAGGGAGCGGGCUGGCGAGGCGGGGGCACCUCGCACCAUGGUACCCCCGUGCCGGCGCGGCGCAGUUCCGGAGAUGUCCCUGCUGUGACUGGACGCACCAUGAGCAUCUGGGAGCUGCUCCUGGCUUUCCUGGUGGUGCUGCUGAUGCUCGUGGCCCUGCUGGCCAACGUGCUGGUGCUGAUGUGCUUCCUGUACAGCGCCGACAUCCGCAAGCAGGUGCCGGGAUUGUUCAUCCUCAACCUCACCUUCUGCAACCUGUUGAUGGCCGUCUCCAGCAUGCCCCUGACCCUGGCUGGGAUCAUUUACAAAAGUCAGCCGGCGGGAGAUCAGGUCUGCCACGCUGUGGGCUUCCUGGAGACUUUCCUCACCACCAGCUCCAUGCUGAGCAUGGCAGCUUUGAGCAUUGACAGGUGGAUUGCUGUGGUCUUCCCUCUAAGCUACCACUCCAAGAUGAGGUACCGGGACGCCGCUCUUAUUCUCAGCUACACGUGGUUGCACUCGGCGUCCUUCCCCAUAGUGGCAGCUUCUCUCUCCUGGCUGGGUUUCCAUCACCUCUACGCCUCCUGCACGCUCUGCAACAAGAGACCAGAGGAUAGGACACAGUUUGUGAUUUUCACUGGGGUCUUUCACGCCCUCAGCUUCCUCCUCUCCCUGGUAGUGCUGUGUUUCACCUAUCUCAAAGUGCUGAAGGUGGCACGGUUCCACUGCAAGCGCAUCGACGUGAUCACGAUGCAGACCCUGGUGCUGCUCGUGGACAUCCAUCCCAGCGUGCGCGAGCGCUGUCUCGAGGAGCAGAGGAGGCGGCGGCAGCGGGCGACCAAGAAAAUCAGUACCUUCAUUGGUACCUUCAUCCUUUGCUUUGCACCUUAUGUAAUCACAAGACUCGUUGAAUUAUCCUCCGUGGUCCACAUCAACUCCCACUGGGGGAUCAUCUCCAAGUGCUUGGCUUACAGCAAAGCUGUUUCAGACCCUUUUGUGUACUCUUUGCUGCGGCACCAGUACAAGAAGACGUGGAAGGACAUCCUAAACAAGAUCCUCAAGAGGAGCUCCAUCAACUCCUCGGCGCUGGCGGGCGAGCCGCACAGCCGGAACCUCCCGCAGCUCAACGAAUGAGGAGCUGGCACGGCCCCUGCCAAGGGAUGUUUGGGAAACCACAGCAACUGGCCCACCCCUAGUAGCUCCCCUCAGCUGCCCAGGUUUUGGGAGGCAGCUGUGGGCAGGGUGAAGCCCAGAGCGUGUCCCUCCAGCAGCCCGUGGCUGCUCUGGACCUCCUCCCCGCGACUGGAAGAGCGCUAUUGAUCCGUGGUCCUGCAGGCUCCACAAAUACAAAUCUCCCAUUGAUUUCCAUCAGCUGCUGCAUUUAUAGAUAAAAAAUCCAGUCCUACAUGAAGGUAAUGGGAGCAAACUGCUGCUGGUGUAAGGUUGUUCUGAAAAGCUGCACAGGGAUGUUUGUGCUGUGUUUGGCGUUCGCUGCAGGUGAAGCUCCUUCUGAUGUAGCUGCCAACGUGGCUUUACAAAAACCACCACCCACCCUAGUGGCUUGUUUGUAGAAACAAAGGUUGUUUGAAGAAAAUAGAGAAGGUUGUUUGUAGAAAAUAUCUUAAUGGGAAAAAACCUAAAAAAAUCUAAAUAUUCAUCCAGCGCCCAACACAGUUCAGCCUUUUCUGACAUAUAUUUUAGGAAGAAUCCCAUAGAAUUGAAGGAAGAGAAAAACUACUUUUGGAGUGUGCUGGAUUCAGCUAUGUCUUCUCUAAAUUUUAGAAGUUAUUUACAUAGAAUCUCUCUAAUGUUCUCCCCAUUAACUUUCAGGAAGAUACAAAUGGUAGACAGGGUGGAAAGGUCAGGAUGCCUCCUGCCUCCCUUCCAUAUAUCUGAGCUCUGAGUAGCUGGAUUUUGCCCAAAGCUGCAGAUCUGGGCCCUGUGCCCAGGAGGAAAAUAACAAAUCUCUUUUUCUGAGGAGUUAUUAAUCAUGGGGCUUUUUCCUACUUAAAGGAAAGAUGAGCCUAAGUCUGAGUUUCAAGUAUAAUUUCCAAAGCAAGUGGAGCACAAAUAAUAGGCCCCCCUCUCCGCCAUGAAAGUGGAGCCAAUAAUCUGAAUCCACCCCUGAAUGUGCAAAUCUCUGGAGGUGUCAGUACAAAUCUUCAUAGCUCUGGAUUGCAGUUCUGCAUAGGAACAUUAUUAACAUUUACCAUGCACUCAGAUGCCUGCCCAGAUUUUAAAAUAGGCUUGGUUAAUUAGGCUUCAUGAAUGCAAUGGCAGCUUCAAUAACAGCUGGCACAUCUGGCUGGUCUGCCAUGCAUCCCUGCUCAUAUCCCAACUGUCAAUGCCAUUCUGAGGAAAUAAGUCCUCAAGUUGUAAAAAAUGUGGGAUUACUUUUUAGUUGCCACCUUCUCUUAUGCAAAAGAAGAGCUUGGUGUGUUGCAAAAAAUGUCCACUGUUGAAUUUUCUGGCCUCUGAUUCAAAUCCCAGAUAAGGGACUCAGUGAGAGGCUUCACCCCAGAGUCAGUGAAUGUCAUACCUCAGUUAUUAUCUGAAGAUUAUUAGCUACCAUGUAAAUUUUAAAAAAAUCAGCUUAAUCCUUAAUUUCAGUUAUAAAAAUACCAUAAUUACAAUAAAAUCCACAUUAUAGCCACAGAAUUUAAGAAGCUUUUAAAACACUGCUUUCAAAUGAGCCCUUAGCCAGAUAAAUAGUCUACCUCAUCUUAAUCAUUUUGCUUCUUAGGCUUAAUGUAAUUUUCUCAGGUGCAAUAGAUAAAAACACCCAGUUCAAUAUUUAUUUCUUAAGAAAUUCAAGACAUAUUGAUGAUUAGAUUGUAUUGGAAUACAGGAUGUUAGCAAGUUGAAUAGUAUUGAAUUUAAAAAGAUAAAAAAGCUCUAUAUUGAGCAUGUUUGACUUAAAUUGCACCAGGAAAGGCCACAGCUGCCGUAAACUUACACAUGGAGCUGAUGCCAAAGCCAAUGGGAGGUUUGUAUGUCAAUAAGGGCAGCUCCAGAAAUAUUUAAACCUUCAAAUUCAAAGAGAGUAAGCUAAUUCCCCAGGAGAAAAAAAAGCAUAAUCCAUUUAGGACGUCUAGUAAAAGAUGGAGAAUACAGCACUGGACUUGUCUCAUUAUGCUUGUGUAUCACAGUCAGUCACUGGCUGAUUUAUAUCCCACCAUGAGCAAUAAAUCUCUCCCCUUGUAUGUGUUUAAAAAUUUGUCUCUCUUUCAUGGUGCCUUUCUCUCCUAAUUAAUCUUAUAACAGAGAAUAGAUAUGAUUUCCCCUUCCUUGCAUCAGCUCUCUGUCAUGUUUUGACCAUCUGAAGCAAGCAGGAGUUGUAAAUGCUGGUGCUUGACAAACUGCCUCAGUACACGAAAUAAAAACACCACCCCAGCAUUUCCUGAUGACAUUUUAUAGGAUACUCAAAAUAUGAUGCUGUGGCUUGUUCAGUGCUAGAUUUUCAGCUGAAUUCUCAUAGGCAACUGGCAAAAUUGUCUAAAAUGUGUGUCUCGGUGAUGAAUGUAGAUAUGAGUAACUAUCUGUCUGCUGAGUAUUAUAUGUACUACACAACACUCUGGCUGGAGUGGGUUAAAAUCCUGCUGGUAAAUGUAAUGCACAGUAUUUAUUAUCUCUGCUCACCAAGCAGAGCUGUUCUCUUGUCUAACACACAUGUGUGCAAGGAGGGGGAGGGGGGUGGGGGGAAUUUCCACUUGUUACUUCAAUAUUUUUGAAAAAGUUUUGUCAAGUUUGGCUGCAACCGGUGCCCAAAAUCUGGAGCUGCAUGUGCAAAAUCUGGGCAGCUGCUUAGGCAAUGUGCAGAUUUCUGUUUGUUGUAUCUGUGACCCAUCUGCAAUAUCUACUCCUCACACGCAUGUUCAAUUAACAUUUCCUUCAGAGCUUGUGAAUUUGGCAGGCAGAGCACUGGCAGAUGAUUAAGAGAAUGUAGUCCACCACCACCACGCUGUUUUGUGGAUUCUGAGCUUUUCCCUUUGUUCAUUUGAACGGUUUUUACACCAUUUCAGGGCCCUCACUGUGAGCUGUCGUCCUGGUUUCUGUUGUGUUCUUGAGCCAGUUUGAAUGUGAAGAUUAAUUGCAAUUGGCAAAAAUUAUGAGAGACUGAUAAGGGUUGUUGAACAAUUAUAAAGUAUCAGGUCCUCUCUUGAUAUAAAUCAAAAUAAUGGUGGUUUCACCUGAGGAUGGGGUCCAUUAGGUGACUUUAUGCAGGGUCUAUAGAUUUCUUCUCUAUGUUUAGAGCCCUUUUAAAAUUGUAUUUACAAGUGGAAGGAUGUAAGCAGGAUUUAGGGAGUUCCUCUGAUGUGCAAGUGCUCACUUCCAAUGUCAGGCAGCCACAUAACUAAGUUCUACCCCUGUUCUUACACUUUGAGUAGAUGACCCUAAAAACCUCUUUUCAGUAGCCCCAAAUCAGACUUUUUAGAACUCGACUUAUGUCUGAAAAAAACCAAACCUACAAACCUAGAGAUUAAAAAUACUUCAGACAAACCCUUGUGGAGCCUGAUGGCCACUGCAGCUGUGGCCACACAAAUCACAGCAGCCCAGACCAGCUGAGGUUGGAAGGAACCUCAAAAAGCUCCCAAAAGCCCCCAAAAUCCACAUCCCUGCCUCUGGCAGUGAUUUACCCUCUCAGUUUUGCCAAAGCACCUAGAAAAUUAUCUUGGUCUGCUUCAGGUCAGCAGUAAAAUCUUCUGGCUAGGAUAUUUUUUUAAAAUAACUUUGAGAAGACAUUUUAGACUAAACUUCAAAA
Molecule: messenger RNA, 5170 nt
Organism: Zonotrichia albicollis (white-throated sparrow)
Lineage: Eukaryota; Metazoa; Chordata; Aves; Passeriformes; Passerellidae
Gene: GPR26
Product: G protein-coupled receptor 26
Biological process (GO): adenylate cyclase-activating G protein-coupled receptor signaling pathway
Cellular component (GO): membrane
Molecular function (GO): G protein-coupled receptor activity
Source: RefSeq, a predicted model, not a curated record